Laccaria bicolor S238N-H82 is the source of this 438-nucleotide messenger RNA. RefSeq lists its product as uncharacterized. Lineage: Eukaryota; Fungi; Basidiomycota; Agaricomycetes; Agaricales; Hydnangiaceae. Bases 1 to 438 code for a protein of 145 amino acids. The transcript has 3 exons. The record is from RefSeq and is a predicted model, not a curated record.
AUGGAAAGAGUCGAGUUGAGAGCUCAUAGUACAAGGCAGGCCUUUGAACCCCACCACUUCGCUCACGGCUUUACAAAGAACCGUUAUAAAGGGCCCAAAGGCGAGCUUGACAUGUUAAUACGCGGACUAAUGACCGUCCCUCGCGCGUGUAAAGUUAUCGCCUGCGCCAUUGCUGUAACCCAAAUGGUUGAAUGCGCCCCUGUAAACUAUCCUUCCCAGCCCUCAUCCAACAUCCCUUCCAAAGUAGAUGCUGGCGACUCUUACUACGGGCCACCAUUUCAACCCUCUCGGGUUGCUCCCGCACUUGAUUAUUCCACGAGACCUCUCAAAGACAUCCAGAGUCAUCGACAUGAUACACCACAGACUCCGUUCCGUCUUGCGUUUCCUGUUGUCACACCCAUUAAAGAUCCAUUAUCCAAUACCCAAAUAUCAAACUAA